Messenger RNA from Nannospalax galili (Upper Galilee mountains blind mole rat), 1689 nucleotides. RefSeq names its product ADP-ribose/CDP-alcohol diphosphatase, manganese dependent (gene Adprm). The record is from RefSeq and is a predicted model, not a curated record. The transcript has 6 exons. NCBI's taxonomy places the organism in Eukaryota, Metazoa, Chordata, Mammalia, Rodentia, Spalacidae. Gene Ontology annotation, molecular function: CDP-glycerol diphosphatase activity; ADP-ribose diphosphatase activity; 2',3'-cyclic-nucleotide 2'-phosphodiesterase activity. Bases 265 to 1323 code for a protein of 352 amino acids.
UUGCCUAGACAGUUGGCUUGGAGCCCUGGCAGGUGCUGCGGCGGGCGAGGGCUUCCAGUUAUUGCUUCAGUGAUUGGCGGAUUGGAGCAUGUUAUUGUUUUCUCCAGUGUUUGGCUCAUCUAGCCAAGUGUGCUGCUCUCCAACCAUCUGAUUAUAAUGAUGUCUAACACAGGCACAUGGAUCCCUUUGUUUUGCCUUUGCCCAUUGAGCCAUCUUGCUGGUCCAGUGACAACAGUUUUAGAGUGAAGAGAGCCCCUAAUUCUCAUGAUUUUUUUAGAAACCUGUUUGGAGGUUAUGGCUGAUAAGCUGAAACCUGACGUCAUGGCUGAUGGGUCAGAACGACUUUUUUCCUUUGGAGUUAUAGCAGAUAUUCAGUAUGCCGACAUAGAAGAUGGAUACAAUUAUCAAAAAAGCAGACGGAGAUACUACAGACACAGUCUUCUUCACUUACAGGCUGCCAUUGAAGACUGGAAUAAAGAAAGCACCAUGCCUUGCUGUGUCCUGCAGCUUGGCGAUAUCAUCGAUGGCUACAAUGCACAGUAUAAAGUAUCGGAAGAGUCUCUAGAACUUGUCAUGAACACGUUCAAAAUGCUUAAAGUCCCAGUCCAUCAUACAUGGGGAAAUCAUGAAUUCUAUAAUUUCACUAGAGACUUCUUAACAAACUCUAAACUUAACACCAAGUUUCUAGAAGACCAGAUUGUACACCAUCCCAAGACCUCACCUUCAGAGAAUUACUAUGCCUAUCAUUUUGUGCCAUUUCCUAAAUUUCGGUUUGUUUUACUCGAUGCUUAUGACUUGAGUGUCUUGGGCAUAGAUCAGUCUUCUCCAAAGUACGAGCAGUGUAUGAAGAUGCUGAGGGAGCACAAUCCCAAUAAGGAGUUGAAUAGUCCUCAAGGACUUUCUGAGCCCCAGUAUGUCCAGUUCAAUGGAGGAUUCAGUCAAGAACAGCUGAACUGGUUGAACGAAGUUCUUACAUUCUCUGACACAAACCAGGAAAAGGUGGUGAUUGUAAGCCAUCUUCCCAUUUACCCAGAGGCCUCUGACAGUGUGUGCCUGGCUUGGAACUACACAGAUGCCCUGGCAGUCAUAUGGUCUCACAAAUGUGUGGUGUGUUUCCUGGCUGGUCACACUCAUGAUGGUGGCUACUCUGAGGACCCUUUCGGUGUGCACCAUGUCAACCUUGAAGGAGUUAUUGAAACUGCUCCAGACAGCCAAGCUUUUGGCACAGUUCAUGUCUAUCCUGACAAAAUGAUGCUGAAAGGGAGAGGCAGAGUUCCAGACAGAAUUAUGAAUUACAAGAAGGAACAAGCUUCCCAUUUUUAGUCUUGUUGUCUUGUUUCUUUGUAUAAAGAGAAUGAUGUUGUUUUGUGCUUUACCCAAUCACACAAAAAGUCAGACAGAAAUUCUCAGUCUCAUUGCUUAGUAUUCUAUUUGUAUACAUUUUGUAUAUAGAAUUUGUGGUUUUAAUGUGUGUUAGUGAAGAUAAAAUAUUGACAAAUGUUUUUGGAUAAUAUAUCCAAGUGGUGAAAGUUCAAAACAAAAUAAACCAGGAAAGAGCCUAUAAUGUGGGCAUAUAACCCUGAUAAGAGACUGUUUGGCCUAACUUGAUUUUUUUUCUUUCUGCAAGGAAAAUGUACUCAUUAACUAUAUAGCUUAAAAUAAUAAAGUCCGGGCAAGCUUUUCUGUUUA